AUGGGCGUGUUCAACGUGCUCGCGCUGUCCGUGGAGACGUCGGUGCUGGGCUGGUACCUGCUGGCGCCGCUGGCGUCCCCGGGCGGCAGCGCCGUGCUCGCGCGGGACCUGCGCGACGCGCUGCACUUCCGCCAGUCGCUGGCGCUGCAGGCGCUGCUGUCGCUGCUGCGGCUGCUCUUCUUCGUGUACAUCCGGCGCCGCAACAAGCGCGUGCCGUCCACGCGCUGCUUCGUGUUCGUCGUGUCGCUCGUGGAGGUGGCGGGCUGCGCGCUGGGCUCGCUGCAGCCGCUGCUGUACCUGGACGGAGCACAGAUCGACACGUUCGCCAAGUUCCGGCGCGUGCGCUGGGGCGGCUUCUACGCGGCGGUGCUGUGUGCAUUGGGCAUCUUCAGCACGCUGCUGCAACUUGGCUACAUCCUGCAACUCAACAAGAGUCGGGGGAGGCUGGCGGACGACAACCUGCUGCGCGACGUCAUGGUGGGCGAGACGCCGCGCGCCAAGUGGAGGUCCAAGUGGGCCACGCUGGGCAAGCAGCUGGCAGGGAGACGCAAGCCCAAGGACCCGACGUUCGAGGCCAUGGUGAGGCUCUACGCGCACCAGGAGGGGGCCGUGGACAGGCUGGCGGUGUCGUCCGACAGAGAUGAAGAGGAGUUCGAGUUCUAUCUGCCGCAACUGUGCAGCUUUUUGCUGUUGGGGGCGUUUGCAAGGUCGCCGCAGUUGUGUGCCAUGCUACUGCGGAAGUGCAGUGUGUCGCACGUGUUCGCGCACAAAAUGCUGUGGUACUUGCAGUCCUACUGCCUGCACAAUCCGGCGUUCGCCACGGAUGCCGACUUCCAGCGCGUGCAGAUGCUGAUCGAAGACGUGGCUGAGCGCGGGGUGUCAGCUAGCGCGCAGGAAGUGGAAGCGUUGCUGCCAGGUUCCCAGGACGACCACUACGCCACGUUCCAGGAUAAUAACGAUCUCGAGCGAGGAGUGGCGAGCUCAGUCAUUGCGCCUAAAGUGCCCCCUGCCACCGGCGCCGAGCCGUUUGAGCUUGAGACGACGUUCCUGGGAUCACUCGCCAAUGUAUCGUCGAACUUGAGGGCUGUCGCGUACGAUCAACGCAACGAUAUGCUUCGCAUUUGGCUUCAAGAUCUAGAGGCGCAGUAUCUGCCGAGCAACUCGCUGUACCUGCCUGUCGGCAACUCAUACCACCGGCUCAAGCACAUCCACGUGGACGAGAGCUUUACGUUCUCGACGCGAGAGCGUGUGCCGUUCUUGCUCUGCGCUGAGGUCGUGGACUAUCCGUCCCCGCAAGAAGAGCUCGCUGCACGGCAGAAGCGCCGCAGCAACAGCGUGUUUAACGGUCGGCGAUUCACGCUCAGCUUGUGGGAUACUGCAAGCACUCCUGAGUUGACGGCAGCUACGCCCGCGGAACGCACACCAUUGAUGUCUCCGGACGCGUCGAAGCUUGGUUUCUGGAGUGAGUCGCGUACGCCGAGCAGCCCGACUCGACUUCGCUCGUUCUCGCACCAUAUCUCGAACAAAAUGGCGCAACCGACUGAGCUACUGCACGGACUGAUUGACUCUUUGGUCGGCAAGGUCCCCGGCGGCAAGAACUUCGAUCCCAAGGGCGAGGCAUUACUUAGCAACGUUGAUUCUGGAGAAUAUGGCGAGGAUUCGCCCAAGCGCUUCCGAGAUCUACCGGAGCGAAGCCAAAGUCAGCCAUUUUUCAAGAGCUCAGGCAUGUUCCCCAAGCGAACCCUCACAGUUGACACGAGUGUAGUAGGACUUCGAUCAACACACCCCGAGUCGGCGCGGAGCCAGCCAGCGGCCGCAUCUAUCGUGCCUGUUACUACUGACAUCGAUGAAAUCGAGUCUGCCAGCAGUGUCAGCGGUCCGUGGUCGCCGAAGUCGGAGACUGUACUGUCGCCCCAGUCCGAGAGCUCAGCGUGUUCACCGAACCACCUCUCACGGUUCGACAGCACAGAUCGUUUCUUACAGGAUCUAUCGGAGCGUGAUUCAAAGCUGGAGGAAGACGAGGAAGCUGAGAGCAGCGACCCCUCCUCCGAAACCCGUCACCAAAGUGCAGCUGAACCACCCGCAGUCAUAUUUAAGGAGCGUUGGGUGGAGAAAGAGCGUCGUAUCCAAGCCACUUCCCCUUACGGGAAGCUCCCGGGCUGGAGGUUGCUGCCUGUGAUCGUCAAAAGUGACGACGACCUGCGUCAGGAGCAGCUGGCCUUGCAGCUAAUCCACCAGUUCGCCAAGGUGUUUGAAGAGUUCAAGGUGCCGGUCUUCAUCCGUCCGUAUGAUGUGAUCGCUAUCUCCGCUACGUCGGGACUCGUCGAGGCCAUCUCGGACACCAUCUCCAUCGACUCGCUGAAACGCAACGACCGCGAGUUCACGACGCUGUUGGACUUCUUCACGAGGCAUUUCGGUGACCCGAGCACGCCCGAGUUCCGGAGGGCCCGAUCCAACUUUGUGAGCAGUAUGGCCGGCUACGCGAUCGUGUGUUACCUGCUCCAGAUCAAGGACCGACACAACGGCAACAUCUUACUGGACGCCGAAGGGCACAUUAUCCACAUCGACUUCGGCUUCAUCCUGUCGAACAACCCGGGCAACAUGGCCUUCGAGCAGGCUCCGUUCAAGCUCACGGCCGAUUUUGUAGAGCUCAUGGGUGGCCCGCGGUCCGCGCACUUCCGGCGGUUCCGCUCUCUGUGUGUGCGUGCGUUCCUCGUCGCUCGCAAGUAUCGUCACCGCUUCGUGCUGCUCGUGGAGAUGAUGCUGCACGGGAACGAGCACUUGCCGUGCUUUGCUGGGGACCCGAAGGGUACAGUCGAGCGCCUGGCCGCUCGGUUCCAGCCCGACCUGGACAUCAACUCGUGCGAGGACUUUGUGCACGAGCUGAUUGACGCGUCGCUCGACAACUGGCGAACACGCUGGUACGACAAGUACCAGCGAUGGAUCGUCGGGGUUUUCUAG
Phytophthora sojae is the source of this 2961-nucleotide messenger RNA. RefSeq lists its product as hypothetical. Gene Ontology annotation, biological process: phosphatidylinositol-mediated signaling; phosphatidylinositol phosphate biosynthetic process. Bases 1 to 2961 code for a protein of 986 amino acids. The record is from RefSeq and is a predicted model, not a curated record. Gene Ontology annotation, molecular function: 1-phosphatidylinositol 4-kinase activity. The transcript is spliced from 4 exons. Gene Ontology annotation, cellular component: membrane; cytoplasm. NCBI's taxonomy places the organism in Eukaryota, Oomycota, Peronosporomycetes, Peronosporales, Peronosporaceae.